AUGCGCUACACACUUCGGCGUUCGUGCACUGCCUGCGCCCGAUCAAAACACAGCUGCGACCUCGGCACGCCUCGCUGCUCUCGCUGCGUCAAGCGCCAGGUGCAAUGUGUCUAUGCAAACGAGCCAUUGACCGCACCAGCAACAUUAGACCAUUCCGGCACAUCCGCCCCCUUAACUGCCGGCUACAGGUUCGCAUCUGUCGACCCGUUUGACUCCUACCCUCCAACAAGGCUGCCUCGGGAACAUGUUCAACGGCUCAUUCACAGCUUCCUCCAUAAGAUUGCAUUCCAGUAUUAUCCCCUCGAUCCCAAUGCGGCCACGAACCCCUUUCUCGUCUCGUGGUGGCCAAUAACAUUGACGGACCCGGCCUUGUUUCACGUCUCUCUGCAAACAGCAUGCCUUGACGAGGAGCUGCUGGCCCGGAGGGGCUUUCGCACGUCGGACCUGCUCAUGGUCGACUCGGUGGCUCUGCUUCGACGUAAAGUCGACGACACCUCACUCGCCGUCCAAGACGGAACCAUGAAUUCUGUCAUCACCCUGGCAACCAUUGAAUUUGGUAAAGGCAAUAUCGAGGUUGCCCAGAUGCACGUUGACGGUGUCAAGAAACUCGUCGACUUGAGAGGGGGUAUCAAGGCAGUGAGGCAAACAAGUCCACUUACUGCAAGGAUGGUUAGCUGGGUAUCGAUGCUUAUCAUGGGUCAUCCCCAAUUCGACACCCAAGACGAUGCUGGCAUAGGUCACGGCAUACCUCCUAUUCCAGAAUGGCAGCUCGAUUCGGCCACUCUUGAACACGCUGUACCCAUAGCCGACAUCACCGUUUUAAACGUGGAUUACGAUGUCCGAAAUGUCUUCAUACGCCUCCGCAGCGUCUUCCAGCGAGCCGGACGGGUACCCUUCCCCACCACGCAGCUUCACGACCUGACAUGCUUCGUCAUACACCGCCUUCUACUCUCAGCCCCGGACUCAACAAGCCCAGCGUCGUCCCCACUCACCGAAUGUGUCCGCUACGCAACCGUACUCUACAUGUUUAUCAUACAAGGGCCGACCUAUUUCUCCCACGCAGUAAUAUUCAACCAGACUCUGGAUAAGCUUAUGAAGCACCUCCAGCGUCUAGAGUCGACUCCGAGUGUGACUUUGUCGCUUGGUGUCUGGUUGCUGGCAGUUGGGAUGGUGGCCUCAAGCGGCACACCACACUACCAAUGGUCAACGAGGAUGGCAAGGGACACAGCCGAGUCUCUGAUUCUCUGCACUUGGAACGAAGCAUCCGUCCACGUAAAAAGCGUACUGUGGUUGGAGACGCAGCAAGCGGAGCACAUCUUCCGGCCUCAUUGGGAUGCAGUACUCAACGGUCAGCCAAAUCCAUCAGACUGCCCGGCUUACACCUCGCCAGGGAGCUGUAGCGCAGGAUUCAUAUCAUGA
This is a messenger RNA of Parathielavia appendiculata, 1419 nucleotides long. RefSeq lists its product as uncharacterized. Bases 1 to 1419 code for a protein of 472 amino acids. The transcript has 4 exons. Gene Ontology annotation, molecular function: zinc ion binding; DNA-binding transcription factor activity, RNA polymerase II-specific. The record is from RefSeq and is a predicted model, not a curated record. Lineage: Eukaryota; Fungi; Ascomycota; Sordariomycetes; Sordariales; Chaetomiaceae. Gene Ontology annotation, biological process: regulation of DNA-templated transcription.